CGGGCCAUCACCAGCUUUUGGGGGGGUGUCCCGGGCGUCCCCCUUCGCAAUAAAACCGCUCCUCUCGACAUCCAGGACAUGCGAUUCUAAGCAGCCGCAUUCCGCAAAGUAGCAUCACCGCGCCGCCAUUGACGUUUUCUUUUAACGGAAGGCUCUAAGCCAGAACUGCGACCAACAAUGUCGCUCGCUUCCCAGAACCGAUUCGCCUUCCUCGGCAACGACGACGACGGCGAGAACAAGCCCAUCGCCCCCGUCAGAACCGUCGAUAAGGCCUCCACCCAUACCACCAAGCGCAAUGCUGAUGGUGAGGCUCCCGUAAAGGGUGCCGCUACCGGCAACCGCCGUGGCCCCGGUGGCAACGAGGGUGCUUUCCGUGACCGCAACGCCGGCAGCUCCCGCAACCAGGGCAAGUCCACCGAGGAGACUCCUCGCGAUGGUCCCCGUGGUGGUGCUGGUGCCCGCGUCCGUGGUGGACGUGGUGGCCGCAACCCCCGCUCUGGUGAGGACCGCCGUGACCGCACUGGCCGUUCCACCACUGACAAGCAGACCGCUUCCGGCUGGGGCGCCACUGAGGGCAACGCCGAGCUCAAGGACGAACAGGCCGGUGAGGCCAUCGCCCAGGGCGAGAAGGCCGCUGAAGACGGCGCUGAGGAGGAGGCCGAGCCUGAGGACAAGUCUGUCUCUUACGCCGACUACCUCGCCCAGCAGGCUGAGAAGAAGCUCAACCUUGGCGAGCUCAAGACCCGUGGUGCCAACGAGGGCAGCAAGGUCGACAAGAAGUGGGAGAGCGCUGUCGCUCUCGACACCGAGGAGGAGGAGUUCAUCGCUGCCGGCGCUGGCAAGAAGCUUCGCGAGCGUGAACGCAAGGUCAAGCAGACGAUUGACUUCGACCCCCGCUUCGUCGAGCCUGAGCGCCCUGCCCGCGGCGGUGCCCGUGGCGGCCGCGACAACCGUGAGUCCCGUGGUCCCCGUGAGGGCGGCCGUGGUGGCCGUGGUGGCCGUGGCGGCGAGCGUGCUCCCCGUGGUGGUGACCGUGCUCCCCGUGGCGAUGCUCCUCGCCGUGGUGGUGCCAGCAUCAACACCAAGGACGAGUCCGCUUUCCCCAGCCUGGGCAAAUAAGCGCAUCCUCGCGCCUCGGAACCCUCUGAAGUUUCCCCAAAGCGCCUUUUCAUCAGGGGCGCUUUUACCUAUAAUAUGAGGUAAGGAUGGUCUCGAAUAGGACGCAGCAAGGCUAUUUACAAAAGGCCUUUGCUCUGUCCUAGGUACAGAUUAUCCUCCGGGGAACAUUUCACCAUGUAUUUCUCAUCUCUCAACGAUGCCAUACGAGGGUCAUUUCUUACAAAAAUCGAACGUGGAACAAAGAUUGAAGGAUUACAGGGAAGGAAGAGUCGUGUUUUUUCAUCUCCAUUUCAAGACUGGAGGCCCGAGUAGCCUGUUGUGCGCCGGGCUGGUCGAGGGAUGGCAGAGUAUAUGGAAUGGUUGUUUUCCAGACAAUGGAUUAUUAUGAUUUUCUUCUACCCAUUUUUUCUGAUUUCUUUUGUUUUUCGAAAAAGAUGUUUCUGGUUGUUUACCUUUUUUGUCUUCGGUUCCUUUUUCUAUCGUCAGAUUACAAAAAAUCGACUUGCAAUUUCUAUACUCUGUGUCGCACUAAUAACUGGUGAAUUCAACCUAUAUUGUAAAAACAGUCAUUCUUGUCAGAGCCAACAUGGCCACUAUAUGUCGUUCAAAAUACAUGUCGUAUUGCAUCAUAAUCAGGUAAUCUGACCCUGUCAUAUCUCUUUUUUUAUUCUCCCAUAUACGUCAUUUUGAUUCCAAAACAAAUAACAUUACUUAAGCUUGCAGCAGCUUGGCGAGCUCAGCAGCGACAGCAUCGCCAACCUCCCUGGUGCCGGCGUUACCACCCAUAUCCUUUGUUCUCAGACCAGCGUCAAUGGCAUUUCUGACAGCAUCUUCGACAGCCUUGGCUUCGGCAGGCAAGUUGAGAGAGUAGCGGAGCAUCAUAGCUACCGACAGGAUGGUGCCGAGGGGGUUGACAAUGCCCUUUCCGGAGAUGUCUGGGGCAGAACCUAUUCGUAAGUGUUUUAGUAACCAUAAUGUUUAUCGACUCUCAAAAGAGAAGAAAACGUACCGUGAAUGGGCUCGUAGAUACCGUUGCACUUGCUCUUGCCAUCAGGAAUGCCGCUCAAACUGGCACUAGGCAGCAAGCCAAUGCUGCCGGGGAUAACGCUCGCCUCGUCACUGAUGAUAUCGCCAAAGAGGUUGCUUGUGACAACAACGCCGUUGAGGCCAGUAGGGUUCUUGAUCAAAAUCAUAGCAGCGCUAUCAAUAAGCUGGUGCUCAAUCUGGAGAUCGGGGAACUCGCGCUCAAACGUCUCCGUCAUGACCUUGCGCCACAGGCGGCUGGUAGCCAGGACAUUGGCCUUGUCCAGAGACCAGACCUUCUUGUCGCCGCGGCCGCGGGCCAUGAAGCCAGCAAGACGAGCAACGCGCUCAACCUCAGCGCGAGAGUAGGGCUCGGUGUCCCAAGCUGUGCCGGAGCCGUCAUCCUCCUUGCGCUCGCCAAAGUAAAUACCGCCAGUCAGCUCACGGACAAUGACAAUGUCAGUGCCGCGGCAAAUCUCGGGCUUGAGAGGAGAAGCAUCGACGAGGGCAUCCGAGGCGAAGAAGCAAGGGCGCAGGUUACCAUAUGUUCCCAUCUCUUUGCGCAGCUUCAGCAGACCUUGUUCCGGGCGGACGGCUCCAGUACCCCAUUUCGGGCCGCCAAUGGCACCGAG
Molecule: messenger RNA, 2774 nt
Organism: [Torrubiella] hemipterigena
Lineage: Eukaryota; Fungi; Ascomycota; Sordariomycetes; Hypocreales; Clavicipitaceae
Source: the annotation of a GenBank genome assembly